This is a messenger RNA of Symbiodinium necroappetens, 2228 nucleotides long. Lineage: Eukaryota; Dinophyceae; Suessiales; Symbiodiniaceae. The record is from the annotation of a GenBank genome assembly.
AUGGUUACGGACUGGAAGGCUUUGCUGUCUCGCACCAAGCUGCCUCCAAGGGAGCUGGGUGCCUGGCUGCAUGUGACGCUGAUGAGCUGUCCAAACGUGGGCCGAGUUCUGUCCGACGAGACGGCGCGAGCAGACUUUGAGUACAACUUCCAGGUUGCCUCCGAACAUUCUUUUACGGCUUGUGCGCAGCAACAGGAGGACCGGAAGAAAAUGGAUGUCGGUACCGACUACACGGCAGCAGCAUGUAUGGCCUUGGGUGAGAAAGCUUGGCGCGAGCUGGGCGACAACUGGGAGAAGAGUCUCUACGAGACUGUGGAAACGGCAUUGCCGUGCAUUCUGUGGCACGGUCGCCAGCCUGCCGGUCUAGCGGAUUUUGAGCGGAGCUUCAUGUCUUGCAACGAGAACGCUGACAGCCGGCCAGUUUUGUCCGUGAUGCUCAAGGAGCAGAGGCGCCUCACAGCGCUCAAGGCUCUUCCGGCUUUGCUGGCCUGGCAUGCGGUCCUUUUCGAGGCCUUCGAGGACUACGGCCUCCUUCGAGAGGAGGCCCGGCAGCUCACCAAUUCAGAAGCCAUUGCAAGGCUUCCGGAGCACCAAAGGGCCCAUGCCGAAGAGUCUCUCAACGAGUUCUGCCGCUGCUUCAACCUGGCUUUCCCGCUGGUUGAGCGUCUCUUCGAGUGCGAGGCCAAUCCGUUCCUGCAGCAGGGCAAAGUUAACCUGCCGGGCCCAAUGACACCUGAGACACCUGUGAUUUUCUCCUUACCCUACGUGGCACCAUCGGGCGAAACAGAGGCAUCCACCCUCUGCACGGUGCAGCUUGCCAACGUCUUGCAAACCGCCCAGAACGACUUGGUCGAGGCAGUCGAGGCAGCCCUCGGCAUCCAGGCGGAAAACACACCGGCGCUGUCGGUCAGCGCGGCCACGGAGCCCAAAAUUGUGGCUUCCUUGUUGGCAUCGCUGGAUCUUCGCUCUGACUUGCUGCCACUGUUGCACCAGAGCCGGAAAGAGACCGAAUCAUGCAAUGCCUCCGUGGCAUACGACCUGGAUCAACUCGAAGAAGCACUGACGCAGCAUGUCCGCGGAGCUGUCCGUAUCCAGGUUCAGCUGCGCCACUAUCGCUUUGGCGGAGAGUUGAAGGACAGACUUGGCAGGAUAUCCAGUAAACGGCGCAAAAAACGCAAAAGCGUCGUUGAAGCCAUGCCCCCCGCAACGAACUUCCGUCGCCUGGCUGCUUUGUUGUUGCUGCCAGUGCAGUUCGUCCAAGCGGAGCAGUGCGAAUCUGCAUCUUACACAUUCUGUUGCGAGCUGGGCACGCCAUGUGAUUGCAAGAAGGGAACGACUUCCCCUGGCCAGUGCAACCCGGCGUCAUAUGGCUUUUGCUGCAGCAUUGGCACGCCCUGCGAUUGUUCGCAGCCGCCUAAGCAACCUCAGCAUGUCCCGGCGGAGCCUGCACGAGUCUCCAACGUGUCACUCCCCACCCCUCAGAACCUCCCUGCUCACAACUGUACAGCGCCUGGCGACUGCGGCUUGGCUUACGAAGCCUGCUGUGCCGGCUUUGCGGCCAAAGGUUGCGACUGUCUGAAGGAUGAUGGGCACGGAGAAGCUGGGUCAAGCUGUGGCGACUGUGGGGCAGCGUAUGCAGCAUGCUGCAUGGGCUUCAAGGACUCGGGCCGUCUGGCAAUUCUUCGGCAAAUGCUUCCGCAGCAGCCUUUGCCCUUCGGAAUGGUGGAGGCCAGGGGAGCUACAAACGGCCUGGGCUCAAAGGAGAUAGCAGAGAGAGCCCCACCCACCCAGAGCCUCGAGUGGAUGCGCAAGAAGAACGUGCCCACUCAGAGUGUGUUGGCCGACUGUGGUGAAAGCAGCACGUGUGAGCAACGUGGCCAGGGCAGGAGCUGCGGCGAGAGCUGGAGCGACGUGGCGAUGCUGAUGAGACAGGCAACGGAGCUUCUGCGUGCGCUCGUGGAGGUCUUUCUCUUGGUUCUCUCGGCAAAGCUGGCCGUGCUGCCGUUGCGUGGCGAAGCGAAGCAGAUCAUCGUCGUUCGAAAGGUUCAUGCAGAAACACCGCUUGCAGAGUUGGUCGAUGCUUCGGCAGACGGGGCGAAGCUGCCUCAGGCCCUCCACAGCCGAGCUCAGCUUUGUCACUUGCAAGAUCUGUACAUGGAGCUGGUGGCAUCCAACCAUGCUGGCGACUCUCUAGCUGCGGUUGCACUGGCAUAUCAGGAGAGAGCACA